Paramacrobiotus metropolitanus is the source of this 3571-nucleotide messenger RNA. Its product is annotated as atrial natriuretic peptide receptor 1-like. NCBI's taxonomy places the organism in Eukaryota, Metazoa, Tardigrada, Eutardigrada, Parachela, Macrobiotidae. Gene Ontology annotation, molecular function: protein kinase activity; guanylate cyclase activity; ATP binding. Gene Ontology annotation, biological process: intracellular signal transduction; protein phosphorylation; cGMP biosynthetic process. The record is from RefSeq and is a predicted model, not a curated record.
AACGGUCUGCGGGAGAAAUACGCCGUGUAUGGAUCGCAGGUGUGGAGUCGCUCAAAAGGUUACAGCGGCGUCUUGACUCGCAGGGAAAGACAAUGCCGGGAUAUUUUCGCAUCGGUUAAUACGCUGCCGCUCUUUAUCCUUGCCACUUAUACCGUGUGUUAACGAGAUGCUGCUCUUUUGUUGCCGUCACGAAGCGGUGUGCUGUGCAGCGCGUUUUCCGUAAAAUUUCCGCGCUCGUUUUUGCCAGCCAUCCAUGCCCAGAAAUGACCGACAAUCGCUGGGCGAUGUGUACGGCAAGAUGCGCGCGGUUCUUUUUCUGGUGGUGGUGCAGGUGAUGGUCAUUGUGGAGGGCAUGCUACCGGGAUUACCGCGGAAUCUCACGGUGUGUUAUUUAUGGGAAAGUGAUUCGUACUAUUCGAAAUAUGAACGGGUGGCGGCCUUUGUGGAUUUGGGGAUCUAUCACGCCAACAACUACGUCCUCAAUGAUCAGAUUACGCUGCAGAAAGUGUACCGGAAUGCGGGACCGGCCUGUAUUAAGAGCCAGAGCGCCGCCGUGACGGCCAUGUACGGACUGCUGCAGGCCGGGGAAACGUGCCACCUCAUUAUCGGCGCCAGUUGUCCGUACACCACCGUGGCGCUGUACGGCUUCGCCGAAGCCCUGGACAUCGCCAUGAUGUGCAUCCCGGGUGCCGGCGUGACCUACCUGCAAGCGGAGAGCAACCCCUCCACCUUCCCGCUGCUCAUUCAGCCCACCUUCAGCUUCACGGAUUUCUCACGCUUCCUCAUUGAUCUGCUGGUCUUCCGCAAGUUCUCCCAUCUUACUAUAAUUCGCGAUGAAUCCUUCACUUUCUUCGCCAACCUGGUGGACAGUUUUUCGCGUACGAUGCGCGACGCCAAUUUCAUCAUGUUCCGUAACACGAAUAUCGUGUCCGUGCGCAGUCAGCGGGCCACGCGCGACACGUACAAACAGAUUCUGGAGAGCGCCAAUGAACGAUCUCGAAUGAUUCUGAUCCUGGGACAUGCGGAUUGCGUCCGGAACGUAAUGUUGGUUGCUCAUAGUCUGGGAUACACGAAAGGCGAACAUGUGUUUAUAGCAGCGGAACUGUUCGAUCUGCCGGAGUACUGGGGUCGAGUGGAUCCCACGAUCGGCGAUAAUAACGAUGCGAGUGCCGCGGCCGCCUACGAGAGCCUGCUGGUGGCGCAGCUGCUGGAUGAUAGCACGCGCGGCACGGAGGACGAGACCUUCCAAUUGGCCGCCACGCGGGUGGCGCGUGAACAUUACAAUUACACCUUCGGCCCGCUGGACACCAUCGACGAUCUGCUGGACGAGGAGCUCAACUACACCGACGGCGACAUCAUCGUGGCGCGCAUGUCCAACACGUCCUUCAACAAUCCGCUCGGCGGGAAGAUGUACUUUGGGGCCAAUCGCCAGCGCGAGAAGGGCUAUGUGCUCAAGCAUUAUAACGUGGAAAGCGAUAAAUACCAGGUGGUCCUGCAAUUUCGACCGCACAGCAACGUGACAUACCGGCGCCUGUACAACUACUCCUGGCCCAAUCGCGCCAACCGCGAUGAACUGCCACCGGAUGAGCCGGUGUGUGGCUUCCGCAACGACAAGUGCCUGCAGACGGGACUAUCCCCAACGACCAUCGGCCUGGUGGUCGGAUUGCCGCUCAUCUUCCUUGCCGUUCUGGUAUCCGUGGGCGCCUACGUCUUUCUCCAGUUCUGGCAAUCACGGUUGGAUUUUAAUCCCAACUGGUGGAAGAUCAUGGUGGAGGAGCUGGAUAUUAAGAGUCCGCGAGCGGCCAGUAGCUCCAAGAAAACCCUGAGAAGCCAGAACACCGGCGCCAGCAAACAGUCAACUCACUAUUCAGCCUACAUGUGCGACCUUUUCGCCCUGUACAACGGCACCAUGGUCGGACUGAUCGACGUAACGGAUCGCAAGUUGACGCCCAACCGCGAGUUGACCGACGAGUUGAAACUGAUCAAAAAGACGGACAACGCCAAUCUUCAGCACUUUAUCGGCGUGGCGCUCAGCCCCGAUAAUGUGUGCCAGUACGUCGUCGGGGAAAUUUGCUCAAAGGGGACGUUGACGAAUGUCCUGGAAAGUCCCGUAAUUAAACUGGACUGGUUCUUUAAAAAUCUCAUUAUCCGGGAUUUAGUGUCGGGAAUGACCUACCUGCACUCCACACCCAUCGCCUCACACGGCAAUCUCAGCUCCAAUACGUGCCAGCUGGAUAAUCGUUUCACGCUGAAAAUCGCCGAUUACGGUCUGGCGUUCUUCCGCAAGAAGGAGGAUCUCAUCCCGCCCAAAGCCAACGAUUACGAGCGGGACUGGGAGGCGCUGAUGUGGCGCGCCCCCGAAUUACUGCGCCAAGUGAUGCCGGUCAAAGGCACACAAAAAGGCGACGUAUACAGUUUUGCCAUCAUCCUCCAGCAGAUCAUCCUCCGCAGCGCCCCCUUUGAGCUUCCCGAUGACCCACUGGACCUUUCCCCUCGGGAAAUCGUCUUAGAAGUCAUCGCCGCUAAUAUUCCCCCGGUCCGUCCGCGCGUUCCCCGGUCGUCCUGCUCUAACGAACUGUAUGAUUUGAUGGAGCGGUGUUGGGAGGAGGUGCCGUUGGAACGGCCGACCUUCCAGAAAGUCAAAGAGCGUCUGCUGAAGAUCAUGGGCAACAUCGGGGAUAACGUUAUUGAUUCGCUGUUUAAGCGGAUGGAGCAGUAUGCUAGUGAUCUGGAGCAGAAGGUGGCCGAGCAAACGCAGCAGUUUAUGGAUGAGAAGAUGCGGUCCGAGCAGCUGCUGGGCGAACUGCUUCCAAAACCGGUAGCGGCGGCUCUAACGAAGGGUCUGACCGUGGAGCCGGAAGCCUUCGACAGCGUGACGGUGUUCUUCAGCGACAUUGUCGGCUUCACCACCAUCUCCUCCAAGGGCACCCCGCUCGACGUCAUCGAGCUGCUCAAUAAGCUCUACACCUUCUUCGAUGAGGUGCUGAUGCGGCACGAUGUCUACAAGGUGGAGACUAUCGGCGAUGCCUACAUGGUGGCAUCAGGCUUGCCAAUUCGUAACGGUAACAAGCACGUCAGCCAGAUCUGCGGGAUGGCGUUGGAGGUGGUGGCCGGUAUUGCCAAGUUUGUGGUGCCGCACUUGCCGUCGGAGAAUGUACAGAUUCGCGUGGGCAUCAAUUCGGGUCCCUGCGUUGCCGGUAUUGUCGGGAAAAAGAUGCCGCGUUAUUGCCUAUUUGGGGAUACGGUCAACACCGCAUCGCGUAUGGAAUCCAGUAGCGAGCCGAUGCGGAUACAAAUCGGUCCGGAGACGCGACGCCUUCUCGACCUGAUCGGCGGCUUCACCUGUACAGAGCGCGGCGAGAUUCCCAUCAAGGGGAAAGGUGUGCUUACGCACUGGUUAGUGGGAAACUCCACUGAAAAUCAAUCACUGGCAGGAUGCAUGGGAAAAGUGCAGCCGGAUGUCUUUUUUUUGUACUGGUCGAUUUUGCCACUCAAUGCGCAUUUGGUGAUAUUUGAAAUAUUCCUUAUUGUGCUGCUGUAUUUAAUACAAUUAUCAGCAAAUUAUUGGUAA